Dunckerocampus dactyliophorus (ringed pipefish) is the source of this 822-nucleotide messenger RNA. RefSeq names its product signal peptidase complex subunit 3 (gene spcs3). NCBI's taxonomy places the organism in Eukaryota, Metazoa, Chordata, Actinopteri, Syngnathiformes, Syngnathidae. The coding region runs from base 114 to 656 and encodes 180 amino acids. The record is from RefSeq and is a predicted model, not a curated record. The transcript has 5 exons. Gene Ontology annotation, biological process: protein targeting to ER. Gene Ontology annotation, cellular component: membrane; signal peptidase complex.
UUAUGCGGCAAUGACGGUAUCUUUUCGACAGUAGCACAGUGAAUUCAUACAAACGCGCAGUUGUCCUUAUCACUUUGACUAUUUUAUAUUUUGCCUUCAAACAUUCAUAAAAGAUGAACACUGUUUUGUCCAGAGCGAACUCUCUUUUCGCCUUCUCUCUCAGCGUCAUGGCAGCUUUAACGUUCGGCUGUUUCAUCACCACAGCGUUUAAAGACAGAACAGUUCCUGUGGACGUCCGAGUCUCCGAAGUCUUGCUGAAGAAUGUUAAUGACUUCACUGGGUCCAAAGAGCGCAGUGAUCUGGGUUUCAUCACCUUUGACCUCUCAGCUGAUUUGCAGCCUAUUUUUGACUGGAAUGUCAAACAGCUCUUUCUGUACUUGUCGGCCGAGUACACAACAAAAAGCAACUCUCUGAACCAGGUUGUGCUCUGGGAUAAGAUUGUCCUCCGGGGUGAAAACACCAAACUGAACCUCAAAGACACUAAAUCCAAGUACUUCUUCUUUGACGAUGGAAACGGGCUCAGGGCCAACAAGAACAUCACUUUGACACUGUCAUGGAACGUCGUUCCCAACGCUGGAAUACUGCCGUUUGUAGUUGGGAGCGGAUACGUCAGUAUUCCCUUUCCUGAUAAAUAUGAGACUACAAAGAGCUAUUAGGGGGACAGAUCUGAUGACAGGCAAACUGAUAACAUUUGUCAAGUGGGAAUUGCGGGGGGUUUGUAAAGUUUUCAAGAUUCAUUUGUUUCACCUUGGCGUCUAAUCUCGCACAUAACUGUGAUGCGUUCAUGGACCAUUGAAUAAAGUACACAAAAGGUGGUUUUGA